ACCUGCGGAAUUCAAAAGCAAACUCUGCCAGCUGGAGUAGGAUAUUUAAGGAACCAGUUAUGAAGAGGAGAGAAGACAACACCAAGGAUUUACAGGUGCUGUCAUGUCUGAAGAUCUGACUCUGAAAGGAGUCUUCCAUUCAUGCCUGUGGAUUUUAGAUCCGGUUUUAUGAGAUGAAAACAGCCUCUGCACUGGAGGACCCUCAUACCCACAAGUCCUAAUUACAAUCGGGUUCAGCAGUGAUGCUGGGACACCGCAAAAAGCCUUGCUACGACCUCUUCCACCCCAAAGCCCACAAAAGCCAACAGGCAGACCAUUCAUGGAAAGAGACAUUGUCUGCAACCAGCCACAAACCAAAAUAAAAGUAUUGGACUUCGUUCUCCACGCCUGUAUUUUAGCCUGGAAGCUUUUGAAGCAGACUGCGUGCUCCAGGUCUACCUCGGCACGCAGAACUGCUGCCAGCAAAGCGUGAUCUGAAGGCAAGACAGCAUGAAUGACAGAGGGCAAAAGAGACCUCAUACAGCCACCCACAUCUAAGAGCUGAUGCCUGAGCCAGUAACAGGUUUUCUACCAGUCUCCUAAUUUACGGCCACAUGGAGUCUCGGUCUGCCAGGGAGUGAAUGUAUAUGGUCGCAAAGCCGUACUAAAACCAGCUUCACUCUUUAAUGACUGGCUUUGUCAGAGAAAAUUUGUCAUGUUCUGCCAGUCAUUAGGAUAAUGCAGAAACAUCCAUACAAGUAACAGGCUAAAUGCUGUUAACUGAGUCACAUCAAAACCUAAUUCUAUACACAGGAUUUCCAGGACCACAAUAAGCUUUAAGAAGAUUUCUGCAAACAUGGCAUCUGAACGCAACAGCAAUUUUACUGCUCUGCCAGGCCACGCAGACCCGUUGACAAGCUGCAACGAUGAAGAUUUCUUACAGGUGAAAUCCUAUCUCUCCGUCCUUUACGGCCUCAUCUUCCUGGUGUGCUUCCCAGGGAACAUCGUGACAAUUUUUGUUUACUUUGUCAAGAUGAGACCCUGGAAAAGCAGCACCAUCAUUAUGUUAAACCUGGCUAUCACUGACCUAUUAUAUAUAGCCACGCUUCCUUUCUUUAUACACUACUCUGCUAAUGGAAAUAACUGGAUUUUUGGAAACUUCAUGUGCAAGUUUAUUCACCUUUGUUUCUACUUCAACAUGUACAGUGGUAUUAUCUUCCUUAGCUGCUUCAGCAUCUUCCGUUUUUUUGUAGUUGUCCACCCAAUUAAAUGCUUUUUUGUUCAAAAACGAAGAUGGGCAGUGGUGACUUGCGUAGUAGUUUGGGUGAUUUCCCUGGUGGCCAUCAGCCCCUUGGGCAUCUUGAUUGACACGAGGCAUAAGCAGAACAGGACGAUCUGCCCAGACCUAGCUACUGCUGAGGACCUUGACACUAGUCGGUGGUAUAACUGGCUGUUAACGGUGUUUGCCUUCUUCUUGCCCUUGCUGACGGUGACUCUGUGCUACGCGCUCAUUAUUUACACCUUGGCUACCGGGCCCCACACGCGGGCUUGCUACAAACAAAAGGCUCGCAGACUUGCCAUUGUCCUUUUGGUGGUCUUCUAUGUGUGCUUCCUCCCCUUCCACAUCUUCCAAGGGAUUCGGCUGGAGCUCCGAGUACAACCGGUUAGCUGCCACAUGAAGAACACGAUCUUUUUAAUGUUUAUUAUAGCUAAACCUUUAGCAGCGCUAAAUACUUUUGGAAACUUACUGCUCUAUGUAGUGAUGGGAGACAACUUCCAGCAGGCGAUCUUCUCACUCCUCAAGUUUCGGACAAACAAGAACUUGAAGUAGAAGUGAUUGAUGCCAUAAAAGAGUUAUGGAGGAAUGGUCCAAACCUGCCUUCAACCAGCCAGGCACA
Molecule: messenger RNA, 1877 nt
Organism: Chroicocephalus ridibundus (black-headed gull)
Lineage: Eukaryota; Metazoa; Chordata; Aves; Charadriiformes; Laridae
Product: 2-oxoglutarate receptor 1-like
Exons: 5
Coding region: 836-1810 (324 amino acids)
Biological process (GO): G protein-coupled receptor signaling pathway
Cellular component (GO): plasma membrane
Molecular function (GO): G protein-coupled receptor activity
Source: RefSeq, a predicted model, not a curated record